AUUUUCUGGUAUUGCGCGCAAUACAUUAUUAACUGGACAACGACAUUUUUUACUCUUUCCGUGACCAAAAGUUCAAUUAACAUGGAAUGGAUUUUUGAAUAAUUUGGCCUCAGGUUUUCCCAUUACCAUGAGGUAGUGUAGAAACAGAGCGAUACCUAUUGGGAUGGACCCCUUUUAUACAGCAGUGAGUCUUUAUCGAAAACGCAACUUAAUUCAAUGUGCACAAGUGUGCACAGAUAUUUUACAAGAAAAUGGCCAGCACCAGGCGGCGUGGAUUCUGAAAGUGCGAGCCUUGACUCAGCGAGUGGCAUAUGAUGACACCGAGGUUUUGGAAAGUUUAGCCGAAGCCACUUCUGCCGAGAACCGAUGGACAAAAACCGCACCAAAUGGUACGUCUACGGUAACAUCUGUCAAAACAGCUAAACGGGACAAGAGCACAACUUCUGACAACAGACCCCCAACCCAAUCUCGACCUUUGAGUGGAGUGGUUCGUCUUAACCAUGGUGGGUUAGGAGGGUCGCAUGAUAUUAGUAAUAGCCAAGGUACAGCAAAAAGUCGAGCUCAAACGAGUCGAAUACUAAGUAGAUUAGGAACAGCUUCGUUGUCAACCGAGACUGAAUCAUUCAUCAACGUUGCGCGAAUAAAUCUAGCUCAAUAUGCGGCUUUAUCUCAACUGGCUAAGCCUCUUUUCGAAUAUCUCUACUUCGUGCAAGGAGAUGUCAAAAGCGCAUUGGAACUGGCAAAUCAAGCCCAGCAAAGCCUAUCUAUUCUUCAAUCGUACAGCAAAGAUGAGAAAAACCAUUUCUGGAAAUGUGCCAUUGCUAGGUGUUUGGUACGAUUAGGACUUGUUCGCCAAAUUGUUCAGACGACCUCGGAUUGGCAUAUCGAAAUGAAUAAUACAGACGGUGUGCUGCUAAUUGCAAAAUCUUACCUGAUCAUUGAUCAACCGAUGGCAGCCCUCGAGAUAUAUAAAAAGGGUUUGGAAAAAUUUCCUAAAGACACUGUCAUCCUAUCGGGAAUAGCUAGGAUAUACGAAGAUCUUCAAAAAUCGGAAGAUUCCGUUUCGACUUACAAGGAGAUCUUAAAUUACGACUGUAGCAACACCGAGGCAGUGGCAUGUAUUGCAGCAUACCUCUUCUAUACUGGGCAGCCGGAAUGGGCCCUUGUGCUUUACAGGCGACUUCUUCAAAUGGGAAUACAUACUGCAGAAGUGUUCUGCAAUAUUGCCUUAUGCUGUCUAAAAACACAACAGUUUGACAUGGUAAUUCCUUGCAUUGAAAAUGCCCUUAGUCUUGCAGUGAAAGAUGACUUGCACUUGCUGGCAAUGAUAUGGUACAACGCCGGCCACGUAGGUCUGGCGACGGGAGACUUGCAAUUAGCAGAGCUUUGUUGGAAACUGACCCGACGAAUUAACGCAUAUCAUUGUGAAGCCUGUAAUAAUUUGGCUGUCUUGGCUUUACUUGAUGGUCGGAAGCAAGAAGGAAAAGCACUGCUGCUUGCAUCUUUGUCAUUGUGUGAUGAUAUAGCUGAAGCAAAAUUUAAUCUUGAGCAACUAACAAACCAGGAUAAUGAGCCAGUAGAAUGCUUAAUAUAGAGCAUUAAAAAAAUUAGAGGUGAAAUACCAAAUUUAUGAAUGUUC
Daphnia magna is the source of this 1639-nucleotide messenger RNA. It is a transcript of the gene BBS8, whose product is annotated as tetratricopeptide repeat protein 8. The record is from RefSeq and is a predicted model, not a curated record. Gene Ontology annotation, molecular function: protein binding. The transcript is spliced from 7 exons. Gene Ontology annotation, biological process: non-motile cilium assembly. NCBI's taxonomy places the organism in Eukaryota, Metazoa, Arthropoda, Branchiopoda, Diplostraca, Daphniidae. The coding region runs from base 164 to 1594 and encodes 476 amino acids. Gene Ontology annotation, cellular component: BBSome; ciliary basal body; non-motile cilium.